This is a messenger RNA of Plodia interpunctella (Indianmeal moth), 2623 nucleotides long. RefSeq names its product glucose dehydrogenase [FAD, quinone]-like. Bases 698 to 2602 code for a protein of 634 amino acids. NCBI's taxonomy places the organism in Eukaryota, Metazoa, Arthropoda, Insecta, Lepidoptera, Pyralidae. The transcript has 3 exons. Gene Ontology annotation, molecular function: flavin adenine dinucleotide binding; oxidoreductase activity, acting on CH-OH group of donors. The record is from RefSeq and is a predicted model, not a curated record.
AGCGCUGCCCGCUUAUUAUGUAACAAUUUUAUGCACUAAGUAAUUCAGCAUGAUCUAAACAUUAAACAAGAAGCCAUACCAUCAUGUCAUCAUCAAAACAAUACUGUAGUUGAGAAUAGAAGAUCAAAUGUUUAUAUAUUUCAACUGUAAACUAAAAGGUAAAUAUAAAUUGUGACAAUUAAAGAUCGUUUGUUUCUGCCUCCGGGAAGUUAAACAAAGUCGACGGCAACAAUGAGGAUAAACAACAAAUUCUUGGACGUCAAUAUCUGAUGCGCAGGCGAUCAAUCAGAGUUUGACACUCGGAACAGUGUAAUGUCUUAGAGUUAAAAAAAAAGAAAAUUAGAACAGUUAUAUUUAUAGUUAUGUUAGGACUAAUAUCGAUUGUGAAUAAUGAAAAGUGAAGAUUGAUAGUGCUAUUAUGAGUGUAUGAAGUGAAACUAUUGACAAUUAAGAGGAAUCUGUGAAUAAUAAUCUUAUUAAAGUGAUGACAGAUAGAGAAGCUGUAAUCAUUGAAGAUAUACAACCAGUUAAAUGUAUAAUAAUAAGAAAUAAUGCCCCAAGUUACAAAUACAGAUCUUUCGAAUCGACUCGCCAUUUAAUAUUUGAAUUCUGUGAAUUGUGACACAGGAGAGAUAACUGUGUAAAUUAAUGAACUGAUGAAUUUGUGAAGCGUUCAAUGUAAAAUCUAAAGGAUGCAAUGUCCACCAAUAUAACGGAUGAUCUCUGUAAAAUAUGUGACGGCAGAAUCGAGUGUGCACCCACUGCUAUACUCCUCAUAUCCCUGGUCCAUACUCUGUUCGGAUACAUCACCGAAGAACCUAAUUACUUUGGUCACAAUAAAGCAGAUUUAAUGAGAGAAACAGAGAAGAGAAAGGACAGGCCGCCGAAAUUCAGGUCACCGUUUAGUCAGUCGUUUCACUUUAAUAAGUAUCAAGAUGAUAAUGGGAAUUCUGAAGAGGAAACGGAGAAGGUUGAGGAAUAUGACUUUAUUGUGGUGGGUGGGGGCACAGCGGGCAGCGUGGUGGCCAGCAGGCUUUCUGAGAAUAGGAAAUGGAAGGUGCUACUGGUGGAGGCAGGACCAGAAGAGCCUAAGAUGGCACUGAUUCCCGCUCUCACCAGCGAGUUCAAAGGUUCAUCGCUAGACUGGCAGUACUCCAUGAGACCGAAGAAAGGAUUUUGUCAGAUUCGUGGUGAUAAAGGCUGUGAAGUAGUCCUAGGGAGGGUGCUCGGAGGUACCUCCUCCAUCAAUGACAUGGCGUAUAUCAGAGGCAGCCCCGCUGACUACGACAUGUGGGCUCUCAACGGUAACGAAGGCUGGGGCUACAGUCAAAUUCUACCAUUCUUCAAAUACUCUGAAGGAAAUUACGAUAAAGACAUAUCCAAAAAUAAACUUUUCCACUCUACCCAAGGCCCACUAGAUAUCGGACGAUAUCCGUAUGUAGAUGAUAAUGUUGACGUGCUUCUCAGCGCAUUAAAUGAACUAGGAUACAAUUACACAGAUGUAAACGGCCGAAAACAAUUGGGUUUCAUGAGAAUACAAACUAUGUCCUACUUUGGUGAAAGAGUCAGUUCUUAUACUGCAUUCAUUGAUCCCAUCAGAAAACUUAGACAUAACCUAGAUAUAGUUACAGAAGCAUUAGCUACUAAAAUUAAUUUUGAAGAUAAAAGAGACACUAUUAAAGCUUUAGGUAUAGAUUAUAUUAAAAAUGGUACAAAAUAUAGAGUGAAAGCUACUAAGGAAGUAAUUUUGAGUGCCGGAGCGAUAAACUCACCAAAACUAUUGAUGCAGUCUGGUAUCGGGCCUAAAGACUAUUUAGAAUAUUUAGAAAUUAAAUCUUAUUCUGACUUACCUGUAGGAGGAAAUUUUCAUGACCAUAUAUCUGUAUGUUUACCGGUAAUUAAGUUAACAAAAACAUCAACUACAUGUAAUUUUCCUGAAAAGCUCCGGGAUAUAACUACCUACUACGCUAAAGGUAUCGGUCCACUAUCAGCUAACUACCAAGUAGUAGCAUUUCUGGAAUCCUCAGUAUCUGAUAUACUCGGUACUCCAGAUAUAGAAAUUAGAUUUAAAGGACACAAUUCCAAUAUGUAUUAUGAUCUAAUUGACAUGUGUAUAAUAUUACUAACGCCGCAAAGUCGCGGUCAAGUAAUCUUAAAUGCAACAGAUCCAAUUUUUGGGAAACCGUUAAUAUAUCCCAAUUUUCUAAAAGACCCUAUUGAUGAGAAGAAACUAUUGGAAGGAAUACAAGAAGCAGUGAAGAUCUUUGACACGGAAGUGUUUAAAAACUCAGGGUUUGAAUUCGACCCAAGACCUAUUCUGAAAAAUGAGUGCAAAAAUCAUGAACGAGUCUCAGCUGAUUUCUGGUCAUGUAUCAUAAAACAUUUUUCUACUCCUUUACACAACUAUGUUGGAACUUGUAAAAUGGGUACAUCAAAAGACCCUGAGUCUGUAGUGGAUGAAAAUUUAAAGCUAUAUGGAAGUGCAAACUUGAGAAUUGUGGACGCAUCAAUAAUGCCAAAGAUAACAAGGGGAUCGACAGCAGCUCCUGUCAUCAUGAUAGCUGAAAAAGCCAGUGAUUUAAUUAAAACAGCUUGGUACUGAUAUGGCCUUUAAUUUAUUACA